Molecule: messenger RNA, 2624 nt
Organism: Magallana angulata
Lineage: Eukaryota; Metazoa; Mollusca; Bivalvia; Ostreida; Ostreidae
Product: serine/threonine-protein kinase Nek2-like
Exons: 9
Coding region: 623-2080 (485 amino acids)
Biological process (GO): protein phosphorylation
Molecular function (GO): ATP binding; protein kinase activity
Source: RefSeq, a predicted model, not a curated record
UAUAAGAGGGUUUGAAAUUUUCUAUUGAAAUUAUAGGUAUUGAAAUUUUAACUUUAAAAAGUCAUAAGGUUGUACUUGAAAAAAAUAUAAAAGUCUUAAACUUGAAAUUAUUAUGAACAUCGGACAGUUGUUUUUUGUUACGAUUUUGUGGCCUUGAUUCCCUUUAACCAAUCAACUCCCGCACCACGCUCCAUUAAUCCUGAAUGGCUUAAUAAAGCCCCUUAAACCGAUGGCUUUAUAUAUACAGUUCUCCAAUAGGUGCUAUCUUCCCAGUCGCUUUGUCUUUGUUGACAAUACUUGCAUAACAGGUGUUAUGAAAGGGUGACAAUUCAGUUACAUUUUGCCAAGGACAGGUAAUCCUGAUAGGCAGGGCCCCAGGGCUCUUUACACUGACUCCAGGGCACAUGCUGAUUGUCAUCUAAGCAAUCAUUUUGAUCUUUUCUCACCCUCAUGUUGUUGACAGGUUUGUAAAAGAAAGGACCCAAUUCAUUGAUGGUUUUAUUCUCUUCUUACUUUAUUUUGAUAGCCAGUGUAAAAUUUCAUUAGUGAAAUUUGGUCAGUAGAGUAUAGCUAGCUUGAAUAUAGCUAGACUGCAUGCUGAAUUAUCAAGAGUCAAAAAGCCAUGCAUACAUGUUCUUGUGCAUGUGGAAAGAGACCUAGAAUGCCGAGUACAUUAGAUGAUUUUGAUGUCAUUGGUACCAUUGGAUCAGGAUCAUAUGGAACAUGCAAGAAAAUUAGGAGGAAAAAAGAUGGAAAGAUCCUUGUCUGGAAGGAGAUGGAGUAUGGCACCAUGACAGAGUCGGAGAAACAGAUGUUGGUGUCAGAGGUCAACCUCCUGCGCGAGCUGAAGCACCAGCACAUUGUGCGCUACUACGACAGAAUCAUCGACCGCAGCAACACCACGAUUUACAUCAUCAUGGAGUACUGCGACGGCGGGGAUCUCUCAGUGCUCAUCUCCAAGAACAGAAGAGAGGGUACUUAUUUGGAAGAAGAUUUUGUGUGGAAAAUGUUAAUACAGAUGACUUCAGCUCUAAAAGAGUGCCAUCGCAGAAAGAACGGGAAAGCUGUACUCCAUAGAGACCUCAAACCAGCCAAUAUCUUCCUGGACUCUGACAACAAUGUCAAACUUGGUGACUUUGGACUCGCACGUGUUCUCCAUCAUGAAACAAGUUUUGCCAAAACAUUUGUUGGAACACCUUACUACAUGUCUCCUGAAUUGGUCAACAACAUGUCCUAUAAUGAGAAGUCAGACAUUUGGUCCAUGGGUUGCAUGUUGUAUGAGAUUUGUGCCCUUCAUCCCCCUUUCACAGCCAGUAACCAACAAGACCUGAACAAGAAGAUCUGCAUAGGGGACUACAAAAGGAUACCAAGUAGAUACUCGGAGGAUCUCAACACUAUCAUCUCCAAGCUUCUCUGUGUAGAGGUUAAAAAAAGACCUAGUAUUGAGGCCAUUUUAGUAGAUCCAAUAGUGCUUCGAAGGAACCGUAAAAUGGACAGAUUGGAGAGACGGAACUCUGCUGGAAGUGCUGGAGCAGACUCGCUACAUUCCUGGGAGGACGAGCUCAAAAAGAGGGAGAAGAAGCUUGAAAUGAAAGAAAAGGAAUUAAAAAGUCAUGAAAGAGAACUUGCAAUCAGAGAGAAAAUGGUGGAAGAUAAAUUGAAAAGAAUUGAAUUAUUGAGUAAAGAAUACAGAAGAAAGUCUGACCUAUCUCGUGAAGUGUCUUCUUCGGGAGAUGGAGAUGACAUGGACUUCUUUGAUGGUUUACACCCAUGCCUUUCAAGAGGGCGAAGAGAUCCAGACUCUCCCAAGAAAAAAGUGUCGUUUGAUAUGUAUGGCAAAGAAAAUCUUCGCAGACAUGAAAGAUAUUCAGACUACACUGUUGACAACCUCCUAACCAAAGAUUAUACCUCAAAGUACUCUUCCGAUCUCAAAGACUAUGAUAACUUAUAUGAAGUAGAACUUGCUAAGAGGAGAGAAUUGAAGGAUAGACUAUUUAGGGCAAAAUCCAAAGUAACUGAUUUACACGAUUUGAAAUUAGACGCUCAUAUACGAAACAGAAAUUUGUUGUAUUUUAGGUGAAUGGUAUUCCAUAAAUAUAGGGCUAACAUUUUUGGUACUCUUUUUUUUGGAAACAAUCUACAUUUGUUUCAGUUAGCUUUUUGCAUUUUGAUGCUCAUUGAUUUUUAAAAAUUUUUUUUGCAGAUUGUGAUAUUUUUUAUUUGUUUAGUAUUUUUUAUACAUGUACGUGCUUUUUAAGACAUUCAUUAUCCAGAAAUACCACAGUAUUAAUAUGCAAUAGGAGCUACCAUACUCAUAUUUCGUAUACAAUCCAUUAGUUAAAAGGAUGUCAUUUAAUUGCUCUUUUUGCUAGUACAUGUACAUAUAAAUUUUUGUAAAGUACACUUUAAAUUUCUUACCAUUUUUGGGACAUGGGUCAUUUUAUAAUUUAUUGACGUAUGAUUUCUAUUAUUUUUUUCAUUUUAAUAGACAUGCUUCUACAUCAGAAUUAUGUACACAUCUUACCACUACAAAUCUUAAAUACAGAUCGAGAUACAUUAGUGAAAAUCCACCUGCCAGCUAGUGGCUAAAUCUAUUAUAAGCUUGAGAUAUUAACAUUUACCGG